AUGCCUCCUAUUAGAAAUAUGAAUGAGGAACAAGGGAAUCAUGACAGUAAUGGGGAGAAAGAUGAAUUCACGACUGAGAUUGAUAACGAAGAGCAAGAUGAGCAAUAUGAGCCUCUAUCUGACGAUGGGAAUUGGGAUAAGAUUGAUCAAAAUCUUAGGGACAUGUUAGUGGAAAGAGGUUCUAAAAGAGUUGAUGAUGUUGCAUUUCUGAAAGAUAAUUCAGGUAGGCAUUUUUCUUCUGUACAUUACAUUAGAAAAUUGCCUAAUGGGGAGAUGCAAGAUAGGAAGUGGCUAGUAUACUCAUGUUCUUUGGAUAUAGUAUUUUGUUUUUGUUGCAAGUUAUUCAAGCAAAUUGGAAUCAAGACUUACCUGGAUAAUGAGGGUUUGAAAGAUUGGAAGAAUAUUGGUCAGAGGCUUACAACUCAUGAAACUAGCAAUGAACACAUUCACUUCAUGAGUGAAAGGAUUAAAUUGGAAAGAAGAUUUCAAAAAUGUAAAACAAUUGAUGAAAGUGUGCAACAACAAAUGAGCAAAGAGAAAGAACAUUGGAGACAAGUGUUAUGGAGGAAAAUUGUUGUUGUGAAAAGACUUGCAAAAGUUACUUUGGCAUUUCGUGGAGACAAUGAGAAGCCGUAUGAAGAGAAUAAUGGAAAUUUUUUAAAUGUGAUUGAAAUGAUUACUGAAUUUGAUCCUACAAUGCAAGAGCACAUUCGGCAUAUUGAUACACAUGAGACUCAUUACCAUUAUCUUGGUCACAAGAUUCAAAAUGAAUUGAUACAACUGUUGGCAAGUGAGGUCAAAAGUGAAAUCAUAGCAAGAAUCCGAGAAGCAAAGUAUUUUUCAACGAUACUUGGUUGCACUCCGCUUACCAGUCACAAAGAUCAAAUGUCUUUUAUAAUAAGGUGUGUGGAUGUUACAAAAACUCCAAUAAAGGUUGAAGAAUUCUUUUUAGAAUUUCUGAAUGUACAUAACUCAACAGGGUGUGCACUGUUUGAUGUGCUUUUAGGUGCAUUGAGCACUCUUAAACUUGAUGUUGAUGACACAAAGGGACAAGGUUAUGACAACGGUUCAAAUAUGAAAGGCAAAAAUAAAGGCGUGCAAAGCAGACCUGGUUUCUGCUGUUUGAACACAAGCUGGUGUACUCCAGCUGUAAAAAAUGUAAAUAACGUAAAGAACGUGGCCUCCCACUCCAUUUCUUUGUCUUCAGAACCCCACCUCAAUGACCAUUUGCUAUCGUGGUCAAAGCAUGUUCAGAUUCACGUGUUCUGUUACUGGGCACUUCAGACGGGGUUCUCAGUGAAGUACUCGGAGUUCCUGCCUGCUCUUUGGUUGCUUGUGCUUCUGACCACCUCAUUCUCUUUAACAGAAAUAAACGCAGCAGCGCCAACCUUAGAGAACAAAACGCCUUCGGACCUGGCGAGGUUCUCUGACCUGGUCGACCCGCCUGAGUCGUGCGCUGGGUGUCUGUACAAGUCACCAGGUCGGGAUCCUGUCACUGCCGAGCUCCUAUUGCAGAGGCCGACGCUGAGUUCCUCCAUCAUUUAA
Molecule: messenger RNA, 1545 nt
Organism: Malus domestica (apple)
Lineage: Eukaryota; Viridiplantae; Streptophyta; Magnoliopsida; Rosales; Rosaceae
Source: RefSeq, a predicted model, not a curated record